Messenger RNA from Colletotrichum graminicola M1.001, 2535 nucleotides. RefSeq lists its product as uncharacterized. Gene Ontology annotation, biological process: regulation of DNA-templated transcription. Gene Ontology annotation, molecular function: DNA binding. The coding region runs from base 1 to 2535 and encodes 844 amino acids. Lineage: Eukaryota; Fungi; Ascomycota; Sordariomycetes; Glomerellales; Glomerellaceae. The record is from RefSeq and is a predicted model, not a curated record. The transcript is spliced from 3 exons.
AUGGCCGACUAUAUCGAAGCGCAAUUGACGCCAGACCCUCCAAACGAUACAGAUUUUGACUUCAGUCAAUUCUGCCUAUUUCCCCCAGAUCAUGUUGACGAGAACACUUUCUCUGGUGAAGCCCGGCACUUAAGUGCUUGCAUUGAGUCAUCGUCAUCAAGUGUCUCGGGAGGCGCGCCUUUGUCUGACAACCUCGAGAAUAUUAAUCUGGAUCCCCCGGUUGCAAACGGCACGAAUACCUCUGUCGCGGAUACACCGUUUAAAGUCGGCAGCCGCUUUACCUCUGCUGCUAUCAGAAUCCUAAAGGCAUGGUUCGACAACCACGAGCAUCAUCCCUACCCCACACCGGAGGAAGCACGAAAGCUAGAGAAACAGACAGGCCUGAGUAAACAGCAGCUUACAAACUGGUUCGCCAACACCCGUCGUCGUAGAAGGUUUCGCCCGAGGGGUGCCGCGUCCGCUUCCGGACCUAUUGAGAUUCCCGCACGGCGACCCACGCCCAUGCCUUUUGAGCAGAUGAACCCCCUGCAAAGAUGGGAACAUUCGCCCCCAGAGCAUGAACCCGCGUCCGUUACGGAUAUCUCUCGUGCCGUCGCCGCAUCAACGAGACGUUCGGGUCGUUCAAACCGAUCGCGGUCGUCUGCCAGAUCAUCCGAUAAUAUCUCGUCAGGCAGCAGCCUCGCGACCUCUCACUCGAGCAGAGGCUCGAGGUCCAACGGUUCUGCGUACUCCUAUGGCUCCAACACGUCGCUUACCACCCUGCAUGGGAUCAGAAAGGACUCGAGUCGACGAAGAAGACGAACGGCCACCAACGUUCAACAGUCUAAGACGGUAAGCUUGAUGAAGACUCGCAAUCCGUAUCACUGCACUUUCUGCGCAGAAACUUUCAAGACGAAGUACGAUUGGCAGCGUCAUGAAAAGACCCUUCACCUAUCACUCGACGAGUGGAUCUGUUCACCACAUGGCCCGACCGAGGUCGACCCUGACAGAGGCAUUAUAUGCGUUUAUUGUGAAGAGGUAGACCCAGAUCAGCACCAUCUUGACAGUCAUCACCAAGCAGCCUGCUCAGAUAAACCGCUCGAGGAGCGCACCUUUUACCGGAAAGACCACCUGAGGCAGCAUCUGAAACUCGUACACAGGACGAAGCAAAUGACAAAAUGGGCUGAAGGGUGGAAGGUCACGACGGAUGAUAUCCAUUCAAGAUGUGGGUUUUGUAAUCUCACAUUUGAGUCGUGGUCCGGCCGUGGGGAUCAUAUCGCGGACCACUAUCGUAAUGACGGCAGCAUGAUGUCGGACUGGAAAGGGAAUUGGGGGUUCGACCCGUCUGUGCUUGCGAAGCUGGAAAACGCAGUACCGCCGUAUGUGGUUCAAUGGGAGCAGUGUGCUCCGGUGCCCUUCUGUGCGGGAACUGGGCCAGCCGAUACAUCUCCCAGCGCUUACGAACUGCUCAAGUUGGAGCUGGAGUAUUUUGUCCGCAACUUCUUCGAAGAAAACGAAGCUCUGCCUUCCGACGACGAUCUCGUGUAUGAGGGCUGUAGCAUCAUCUUUGGCUCACAACUCCUCUCGCCCGAUCUCGCGAAUACGGCAUCUUCUUGGCUCCGAGACCUCUUCAUGAGCUUCACCGGGGCAGCCGAGAAAGCUCGCUUGCGGCCAAUGAACCAUUUGGCAAAGCUACGGAUGAGUCAACUCCAGAUCAAAGGAAAGGCGGACAUUUUUGAGGAUUGCGAGCUCGAGUCUCGGCUUUGCCGACACGUCGGAGAGUACACGAGUCUAGGCCUGCGUCUUUCAGAUACCGAUGUCAAGCAGGAAGCCUGCUCUACUCUGUAUCGCGUCGAAUCUUCAUCUAACAAUCCCUCGAGACGAUUCGCAGGCUUUUUGGUCCGACUGAUAUGGGAGUCGACUGACUGGAUUGCUCCUCUGCGCCAAAGGGCAGCACAUUCUUUUGUGAGCUCGUAUCCAGAUUUCAGUCCUGACCAAAGCACACUGGCAGCAUUAGCUGGUGGUGAACUCGAUGAGUUUUACAGUGAACUUGCAGCGCUGGGCCAGCUGACUGGUGAAUCCGAAAGACUGAUGGCUCCGGGCGGCGGCAACGAAAGGACGACCGGCGAGGUUGAGAUGGCGGGCAUCCUGGCGCCAGCAACAUAUUCAAAACCAGUCGUUCCAGAGAUCCCCGGUGGUCACUUCUUCAACAAUCCAUCGACAGCUCCGCAAGACUUCUAUUCGCGACUGGAGACAAGCAAAACGAUCUUUGUCGGGUCUGGUUUCUCGUUGCAAUGGAGCGAGCGACCAAGGGGCAAGGGCAUGCCGUUCUUUCUCAACGACCCGAAUCGAUACGCCCGCCUCGCACGGGAGCUUUCGCGGUUCGUGGCGAGCACGAUGUCGCCCAACAAUCCAAACAACCACGUGCCGACGGACGACGAGAUAAGGUACCAAGCUCGCUGGAUACUCUACGACGAUGGCGAUCCAUGGAACCAGACUCCGGCAGACAUUGCCGAGUGGUUGACUGAUUUCAAAAAGCAGGUCGGGUUACAAUAG